UAAAAUCACAUUUUGAGAAGCUAAAUUGUAUAGUUUUACUUUGUGGCUGUGGUUUCUAGUAACGACCAAACGCAACAAGAAUGUACUUAUUUUAUGCAUUAACAAAAACUGACACCCACCUACCUAAAGCUGAUACUAAUAUUUUAUGUAUGCAGGAGCUUAACACGUAUAGUGUAAUUUCUUACAGUAUAGCAGACAGUUGGCUUGAUUUUGCAACAAGGAUAGAGAGUUGGUGGUUCUGAAAAACACUUAAAGGCCGAAAGUUUAUCAGCUGAUGAGAUUUGCUUUUGAGUACUGUGAGGAAACGUUAGUAGCUAUCCCACAGACAAGUAUGUUGCUCAAACUAAGCUGAAGAAGUGAAGAACUUUCGAGCGCAUUAUCUACUGUUUUACCAUUGAUAAUAUUCACUUCGUUUUGUUGAAAAAUGAAACGUUAUUACUGUUGUUUUUUUUAAACGUUUGCCACCUCCAGCGGCUGUGUUCUUGAUCUGUCAAUGAACAGAGGGAUCACAGAUUCGACUCCGGCGUCGAGACAGAAGUCAACUCGUCCCAAAUGAAGAACGGAUGAUCAGGAGGCAACUUUCCAACUGGAUUCUAAAAAUGCAUAUAAUUCUACACGAGGAUUUUCACAUCCAUUUUUGCAUGAUUUACUUUUGGUACAUUUCAUGCGCACCAGUUGUGUUCUAGAUGUUAGUUUUGUGUUAAUUUUUACAAGGCAUUUUCACUCCAUGCUCGGGCGACGGGAUGGAAGUUGAGCGGUAUCGGCCUUAAAAAGUGAGACUGGGAUCUCUUGAGGAUUUGAUUCUAGUGUGAAGUUAUGACAAUGACUGGAUCAAUGGAACAUUCUUUCAAACAAGCUUUAAAGAAACCUCCAUCACUACGGACAGCAGAGGACUUGCACACUAUUUACUGUCACUUCUACCACAUGGAUGUCCUGUCCCACCUCAGGGAGCACCAGCUCAGGUCAAUGAGUACCUCAGCCAGGUAUGAGAGACACGAAGCUAACCAGGUCCUGUUCUACGCAGACAGCAUCUCCACAUGCUGGUACACCCUCCUGUCCGGUUCAGUUAUCCUCAAGGACCACAUGUACUUGGCCAGAUGCUGCUUUGGCAAGCAGCUGGGGGGCAGACGAGGCUGUGAAUGCAUCACUUUAGAGCCCUCAGAAAUGAUUGUGCUUGGUGAUGUGUUUCAGGUGGACAAUGCCAGCGAGGGUGAGGAGGGGGCACUGCAGAGGGAGGUGUCCCAGAGACGUUCCCGCCGGCGCUUUCGCAAAGUCAACCCCCGGGGAGAGCGGGAACUGAUCACUGACGGCCAGGACCCCACGGAUUAUGUGGAUAACCAGCUUCCUGGAGACCUAAACAAGAUGCACCUUAUAGACCACCCCCACAGCCAGGGGAUCCAUGUGCCGCCCAGCCAAUCCGGAUGCAGUAUCACCAGCGACUCGGGGAGCAGUAGCCUAUCAGACAUCUACCAGGCUACAGAGAGUGACAUGGGUGACGUGGACCUAUCCGGGCUCCCGGAGGCAGCGGUGGACUCUGAGGAGGAGGAGGAGGAUGAAGACCUGGAGAGGACGUCAGACACCCUGAUUGGUAGAGACCUGGUCAGGGAGUGUCUGGAGAAAGACCCGGUGGACCGCAACGAUGAUGACAUUGAACAACUGUUGGAGUUCAUGCACCAGCUGCCAGCCUUUGCCAACAUGACCAUGUCAGUGCGGAGGGACCUGUGUACUGUCAUGGUGUUUGAGGUGGUGGAGCAGGCGGCGACCGUCAUCCUACAGGACAAACAGGAGCUGGACCUGUGGUAUGUGAUCCUGAACGGGGGGGUGGAGAUCGACCACCCGGACAGCCGCAUGGAGACCCUUUGCAUGGGCAACAGCUUUGGCAUCUCCCCCUCCCUGGACAAGCAGUACAUGAGCGGAGUGGUGCGCACCAAGGGGGACGACUGCCAGUUUGUGUGCAUCGCCCAAGAGGACUACUGGCGGAUACUCAACCAUGUGGAGAAGAACACACACAAGGUGGAGGAGGAGGGAGAGAUCGUCAUGGUGAAGGAACAUCGCGAGCUGGACCGCAGCGGCACCAGGAAGGGACAUAUUGUCAUCAAGGGCACCCCACAGCGUCUGAUCAUGCACCUGGUGGAGGAGCCGUCAGUGGUGGACCCCACCUACAUUGAAGACUUCCUCCUCACCUACCGCACCUUCCUCUCCAGCCCCAUGGAGGUUGGCAAGAAGCUGCUUGAGUGGUUCAAAGUUGACAGCCUCAGAGACACGGUGACACGGAUAGUGCUGUUAUGGGUGAACAAUCAUUUCAACGACUUUGAAGGUGACCCGGCCAUGACGCAGUUCCUGGAAGAAUUUGAAAAGCUGCUGGAAACCACAAAAAUGAAGGGUCACCUGAGGCUGCUGAACAUAGCGUGUGCAGCCAAGGCCAAGUGGAGGCAGAUCACCCUGCAGAAACCUUCCAGGGAGUCCCCGCUCUACUUCAGCCUGCAUGGCGGCAGCGAGAGGGGCUUCGGCAUCUUCGUGGAGUCGGUGGAGGAGAGCAGCAAGGCCGCCGAGGCAGGACUCAAACGAGGAGACCAGAUUAUGGAGAUCAAUGGUCAGAACUUUGAGAACAUCUCCUACGUCAAAGCUAUGGACUUCCUGAGGAACAACACACACCUCUCCCUCACAGUCAAGACCAACAUCUUCGUGUUCAAAGAGCUGCUGAGCCGGAUCGUACACGAGAAGAUGAACAGGGGUCCCCACAUCCCCAAGAUCCAGGAGAAGAAGGGUAACCGCUUCUCCAUCCCAGACCUGCCCGGAGACAUGGAGUUCCCCACAGACCAUAAGGCCACCAAGAAGAUGAAGGCCAACACAGUGUCUGGAGGACGGAACAAGAUCAGGAAGAUGCUGGAGAAGACCCGCUUCAGCAUUCUACCACCCAAGCCCUUCAGUGAUGGCGGCGUGGGCCAGUCUCAGGAUGACAGCAUCGUGGGCACUAAGCAGUGUAGGCACAGCGUGGCCAUCAUGCCCAUCCCUGGCAGCAGCAUGUCAUCCAGCAGUCCUGAUCUGCUACAGCCAGCCACCAGUGUGCUGGACUUCUCCAACACAGCAGACAUUCCAGACCAGGUGAUCCGGGUGUACAAGGCUGACCAGCAGAGCUGUUACAUCAUCAUCAGUAAGGACACCACGGCCAAGGACGUGGUCAGUCAUGUGGUCAACGAGUUUGGCCUUAUCGCAGCCCCGGAGACCUACUCCCUCUGUGAGGUGUCUGUCAGUUCCGAGGGCGUCCUCAAACAACGCAGGCUACCUGACCAGCUCGCUAAGCUGGCUGACCGCAUCCAGCUCAAUGGCAGGUACUACCUGAAGAACAACAUGGAGACAGAGACGUUGUGUUCAGACGAUGACGCCCAGGAGCUGCUGAAGGAGAGUCACAUCACCCUGCUCCAGCUCAGCACCGUGGAGGUGGCCGCCCAGCUCUCCAUGAGGGACUUUGAGCUGUUCCGUAACAUUGAGUCCACUCAGUACAUAGACGACCUCUUCAAGCUGCUGGACUCCUCGGGGGGGCUUCAGCAGACACACCUCAAGCAGUUUGAGGAAGUCAUCAACCAGGAGACCUUCUGGGUCGCCACGGAGAUCCUGAGAGAGCCCAACACCAUGAAGAGGAUGAAGACCAUCAAACACUUCAUUAAGAUCGCCCUGCACUGUAGAGAGUGCAAGAACUUCAACUCCAUGUUCGCCAUCAUCAGUGGUCUGAAUCUGGCUCCAAUAGCUCGUCUCAGGUCGUCGUGGGAGAAGCUGCCCAGUAAGUACGAUAAGCUGUUCCAGGACCUGCAGGACAUCUUUGACCCAUCCAGGAACAUGGCCAAGUACCGCAAUGUCCUGAGCAGCCAGAGCAUGCAGCCUCCCAUCAUCCCCCUGUUCCCUGUCGUCAAGAAGGACCUCACCUUCCUACAUGAAGGUAAUGACUCUCACGUAGACGGCCUGGUGAAUUUUGAAAAGCUAAGGAUGAUUGCUAAGGAGAUCCGUCAUGUGGUCCGUAUGACCUCCUCCAACAUGGACCCAGCUCUCAUGUUUAGACAGAGGAAGAAGAGGUGGAAGAGUUUAGGGUCUCUGAGUCAGGGCAGCACCAACUCCAACAUGUUAGACGUACAGGGCGGGGCCCAUAAGAAGCGUGUGCGUCGCAGCUCGCUGCUCAACGCUAAGAAGCUGUACGAGGAUGCUCAGAUGGCCCGUAAGGUCAAGCAGUACCUGUCCAACCUGGCGGUGGAGACGGAUGAGGAGAAACACCAGACCAUAUCUCUACAGUGUGAGCCUACCUACAGCACCUUGUCCAAGAACUUGAGUGAGCGACGGUCCAACAAGUCGGAAAUGUCUCCCGUGUCGCUGCGCUCGCCGCUGCACGGGGGGAAGACCCAGAACCGCGUGUCUCAGGUGCUCCAGGUCCAGGUACCCCUCUACCCCCUACGGAAGAAGAGCACCUCCAAGGACAUUCACACCGCACACAACUCCAGCUCUCCUCAGGUGAUAAAGAAGCCUUCCAGCUCCCAGCACAGCCAAUCAGAGGACGGUUCCUGUUUUGGGAUGAGGCCUGCUGAAGACACUGUGUCCACCGUUUCCUCCCUGCAUUCCAGCCCCACUGUAUCGCCACAGGGCUCCCCUCGCAAAGUGGGAGGCGUGGCCAACCCCCAGCAUAACACCAACAGCCAGAUGAACCGUUCUGGCUCGACAUCCUCUCUGACCAGCGAGGCCAGCACCAAGGCAGGCACGGCAGGCAGCCGCAGCUACGGCAUAGGCUAUGCUCUGAUGCCUGCAGGGAAGUCAGACAACCUGUCCGACUCCAGCCACAGUGAGAUCUCGUCUCGCUCCAGCAUCGUCAGUAACUGCUCAGUGGACUCCAUGCCUGCUGGUCCUGCAGAGGAGCGCCAAGGCAUCAAGACCAGGGACACCACAGAGACCCCAGGCACCACCACGCAACUCACACAUGCCAACUCUGACUGCAGCCAACCCAGCACCAGUUUGUCUUUGGCGCAGGGCCAGGUGAUGCGGGGCUCCACCUUCACCUCCUCGACCUCCAAAGAGGAACUGGCCCUUGACCACGCUUCCCUGGACAGCGUGGUCGACAGCGGACGGGGAAGCUGGACCUCCUCCUCCUCCAACUCCCAUGACAGCUUCCAGAGCCUGCCUGUCCCCCUUCUAGGCCUGGGCCGACCCCCUGCCUGGGACCACCUGGCGCCUGGGAGCUUCCGCCACACCCAGCUAGCAGGGCCUAUAGUAGAGGUGGAGGCUGGGCCAGCCGGAGAGGAGGUAGUGGGAGCACCAGGGUCGGGGUCCAGGGGAGGAGAGGACGCCAAGAGGCUCUCCAGAGACAGUUCAGAGCUCAACCAAUCACAGCAGAGCUGGGCCUCGUCAUCCUCGCUGUCUGACACAUAUGAGGGGAAAUACGGCACCAUCAAACGCCGCACUGCAGACGGUGCCUCAGUUGCCACCGGGGAGGGGCACGACGCACCCCAAAGCACAGCCCCCAUCUACAAAACGGUUACUUCAAGUACCGAGAAAGGCCUCAUAGUGUAUUGCGUAACCUCUCCCACCAAGGACGAUAGGUACAGGGGGCCUCCCCCAACCCCUCCAGGAUACCAGGGCCUCACCCUGGUUAACGGACAGGAUGGAGCUCCUCCUCGGCUCCCCCACUUGCGGCCGCCCGACUAUAGCGUGGCCCUGCAGAGGUCUAAGCUGCUACAGAGCCCCGGAGGCCUGGUGGAGGCCCGGAGACUGGGGGUGAACCACCGCCACGAAUCCCAGGGCCAGUCCAGGCCAGGCAGCGUCUGCCUACAGGGUCUGGAGGAUAGUGAGGAUGAUGAGCAGGUGUCCGCUGUGUAGAGCUAGACGCCUGAACGGACACUGCAGGUCAUUGGAGGGAGGGUGAGAGGAUGAGGGAGGGAAAGGUGGUUUUAACCUGCCAUGCUGGCUCCUCUGGGCACACUCCUCUCACCCCUCGCUGCUCUCCAGGUCAGCUGACAGCUGCUCGAGGCCAAACCAACGGCACCCCCCAGAACUUGUACAAUCAUCUCUUUUUACUCCAUUUUGAAAUGUUUUAGCAACUCUCCUGUGUUUAGACUCCCACUGCCCUGGAACAGAGCUGUAAACAGACUGAGAUGUGAUGUCACGGGGUAUGGCUGAGGCGUUUGGGACACAGUGCUUAUGAAGAAGGGAUGGGUGAUGCCUGCUGAUCACUCAGUCUUUUUAACAGUACCUCCAUUUGCUUUGGUGCUUUCUUGUCCCAGGUUUUUUUUAAUGGUUUUUCCUCAGUUGAUGCAUGAAAGUGAGUGUUUUUUAGCCGUUUGCUUGAUUGCGCUCAGCUUUAAAUGGCAUGCAGACACGUGCGUAGCUCUGAGAAUAUCCAAGAAAGGAGAAAGCAUUUAUUUAUUUUCUCUGUAGUUUAGAAAGCAGAGAUCUGGCAGUCGGCAGAAAUGCCCUCAAGUUAAGAGCGACUCCACAUAUCUUUUAAUUUGCAGGGGAUGGAGGAGUGGGUGUGUGCAGCUCUUAUUGCACCUUGUGGAGUUUCAACAGCAUCUCAGGCCAUUGUGUAUGCUGCACCACACCCUCAUCUAUUCAGACGCUCUCUCUUCCUGCGCUUGUUAACCUACGCUACUUUACUGGCAUGCUUCCGUCUGUAUGUUUAAUGAAUGUUAUUCUAAGUUGUUUUUAAUGAGUUGACAAACAAAAAGGCUCACUGCUGUAGAAUAGUACAUUGUGUUAUUUUAUUGCAGUACUGUAAAACAAAAUAUUAUCACUGUACAAACGUUAUUUGGUAAGCUUUAAAUGCGAGGCGUACAGCCAACAGCCCAAAGUUGUUUACAUCGAUGCUAACAAACUUGUUUAGUGUGUUUGUUUGUUACACUAGUAGUUGUCCAUUGAAUUAAAAGCUCAAAUGUAAAAGUAUGAUGAUUUCAGGUUAAUUUGAUAUGUAAAGUCUUUUUUCUGCAGUAAGAAUAUGUGGAUGCAGCAUAAACAACACAUUUGGUGUGUUCUUCUAAUGUACCUCUUCCAUCUUGGCUAUUAAGUGUCUGCUAAUCUGCUUUAGUAGUCAUGGCAACAAAAGAAAAAACAAUGCUUGUCAAUGGAAAAUGCAUUGCAAAACUGCUAUUUCAAUAUAUCUCCAUUCCUUGUUCAUAAUAUAGCUAUUUGAAAAAUAGUACAUUUUGUAAAGUAUUUUACAAUUUGCUUAAAUUUUUUCUUAUUGCAAACAAAAGCUGAGGGUGUUGAGGGUGAAACUGCUGAAUGAUAUUGUCAUUAGGGAUAUAACUGGACUUUCCUUCAGCUGUCUGUUCUGUAUGUGACGCUUGUUGUUGUCUUUGUUUUGUCGUACUAAGACUUGAAAAUAUGAAUGGUUAUAUAUAAACAGUGCAUGUAUACAUUUAUACAUAUAUUUUUGGUUUGUCAUAAAUUAAUGUUAUACAGAUCUUGUAUAGAUGAAGAGUCCUCUAUAAAUACUAUUUUAAUAUUUUGUUAUAAUAAAAUCAAAGAUUGUGA
Molecule: messenger RNA, 7509 nt
Organism: Oncorhynchus mykiss (rainbow trout)
Lineage: Eukaryota; Metazoa; Chordata; Actinopteri; Salmoniformes; Salmonidae
Product: rap guanine nucleotide exchange factor 6
Biological process (GO): small GTPase-mediated signal transduction
Molecular function (GO): guanyl-nucleotide exchange factor activity; protein binding
Source: RefSeq, a predicted model, not a curated record